Aureococcus anophagefferens is the source of this 420-nucleotide messenger RNA. RefSeq lists its product as hypothetical. The record is from RefSeq and is a predicted model, not a curated record. Gene Ontology annotation, biological process: protein deubiquitination. The transcript has a single exon. Gene Ontology annotation, molecular function: cysteine-type deubiquitinase activity. The annotation marks the transcript as partial. Lineage: Eukaryota; Pelagophyceae; Pelagomonadales; Pelagomonadaceae.
UGCGGGAGUUGCGGGAUUCCUGUUAGGCGCAAAAAGCGCCUCACACUGGACGCUGUACCAAACGUCCUAAUCAUACACCUCAAGCGCUUCAACGCUCUUGACUCGCGCAAGGUCAAAGGGAAGAUUGACUUUCCCACAGAUCGGCCUCUUGAUCUUGGUCCAUUCCUCUCCAGGUGCCACGGACCAGACUGCAGACCUCUCUCUGAUCCAGGCCCACAUCUAUAUGAACUUAAUGCGGUGGUGAAUCACCACGGUGACAUAAAUAGAGGCCACUAUACUUCAUUUGUCCAGGAGGGAGGUCACUGGUUUCUCUGUGAUGAUCACCACAUUGCCCUGGUAGAUGUGGACACUGUGAAGGAUAGCGAGGGAUAUAUACUUUUCUACGUUCGCAAAGUGCUGACUAAACUGACAUCAAAAUAA